GUACACACUAAAAGCUUAGUGAAUAAUUGUAUAAUUUAUGUUAAAGAGGUGACUCAAAUGCUUUUUCAAACUCUCAUGUGUUUCAUUCAUAAAUUGUUUAUGCAUGGAAAACAGAAGAGCUUGGACCGAUUCAGUAAUGCCAGUGUCAAGCUUAACUUACUGAUCCUAUUUGAAGCACUCUCUAUCCUUAAAGAAUUAGGCUCCUUCUGGCCAGGAUGCAAGUCAUGCUGGGAUUUAGAUGUUUACGCCGAACUGUAAAAAGGGGAUAUAAAACCCAGAGCUCAGUGCAUUCUGUGCAAGGAGCACGAAUCAGUCUACAAAACAAGAUCUGAUCAAACACUACGAUCUUUUGUACACCUGCCUCCCACGACAGUGUAGCCAUGGUACUGGAGGACUCUGAGUGUUGUGCCUUUGAUCUUGAGAUCACUGAGGAUGCUGUCGAGACUCCCUUUGGUAAGGUGCACUGUACCAUGAAGGGGGUUGCAAAGAGCAACCGCCCUGCCAUCCUGACUUUUCAUGACAUCGGCCUGAACCAUAAAACUUGUUUUGAGUCACUCUUUGAACAUAAAGACAUGCAUGAGAUCACGCAACACUUUGCUGUGUGUCAUGUUGACGCCCCAGGACAGCACGAAGGUGCCAGCACAAUCUCCACAGAGUCUACAUACCCAUCGAUGGAUCAGCUGUCAGAGACCCUGCCUAUGGUUCUCAAGUGCUUUGGGAUAAGCAGUGUGAUUGGACUGGCGGUUGGUGCUGGAGCCAACAUUCUUUGCCGCUUUGCAUUAAAACAUCCAGAUUUGGUUGAAGGUCUUGUUCUGAUUAAUAUGAAUGCUCAGGCAGAAAGCCUCAUGGACCGGGCAACACAAAAGAUUACAAGCUGGACUCACGCUCUCCCUGACACAGUUAUUUCACAUCUUUUUGGAAAGGAGGAGAUUCAGAACAAUCCCGAGCGGAUUGCAACCUUCCGUCACCACAUUACAAACAGCAUUAACCAGUCCAACUUACAGCAGUUUGUCAAGUCCUACAAAAGUCGGCGGGAUCUGGAGAUUGAAAGACCUGUACAAGGAGAAAACGUUAAUGUACGAACCCUCAAGUGUCCAGCCUUGCUGAUAGCAGGUGAUAGUUCUCCUGCUGUGGAUGCUGUGGUUGACAGCAACUCCAGAAUGAAUCCAACAACCACCACCCUGCUCAAGAUGGCUGACUGUGGAGGCCUUCCACAGGUUGAUCAGCCUGGCAAACUGAUAGAAGCUUUCAAGUACUUUAUCCAGGGCAUGGGCUACAUGCCAUCUGCAAGUAUGACUCGUCUGGUUCUCUCUCGUACGGGCAGUAGCUCAUCCCUGCAUCAUAGCCGCAAUCGAUGUGGCACAAACACAUCACAGGAGGAGCGUGGACGUACCCAUACUGAUGUAUCCAUGGACAGCACCUUCAACAGCAUAGAGCACAACCCCUCAGGACCCAUACUUUCUGUUUAGCUGUUAUGCUAAAUGCCUGAUGUAAUCACACCACUGAUGCAGAUAUAAGAAUGUAACUAGGCAACUAAUUCUGAAUCAUUUGAAAGUUGAUGUUCCUAUUAAAUCACAUUUAAUGAUGCACUGCCUGCAUCAUAAGGGAUUUACUGUAAGCAGGGUCAGGUCAGCACAGCAAACAUAUGUAACUAAUACCCAUUAAACUAGACAUUGAGCUAGUCUAGUGCUUUGUUACUUUUGAUUUUUUAACAGUAUAAUAAACAUCCACAUUUUUUAUUAUAUAAAAUUAUAUGGACACAUUUAUAGUAUAGUGCAAAAGUCUUAGGCCACCACCACCAGAUUUGUUGUUUUAGAAGUGUUAA
This is a messenger RNA of Paramisgurnus dabryanus, 1825 nucleotides long. Lineage: Eukaryota; Metazoa; Chordata; Actinopteri; Cypriniformes; Cobitidae. The record is from RefSeq and is a predicted model, not a curated record.